GUUUCUGCUCACAUGAUGCUGGAACAUGCCGAACGUAUUGUUAGCGGAGCAUCAUUGCACAAAACUAAUCCAGACACGCUGGAUCGGAUAAUACGUUAUAUCGAUGGAAUCAAUCAACGCCAAAGGAGGAUAUUUUCACCGCGAACUUCAAGGCGACGAACGCCAGUGCGGCCAAGUCGCCGACGCUUGAUUUCCAGGCCUAAUAGGCGCAGAACAAAUUUCUCUCCAACUGAUUUUGUUUUUGAGUAA
This is a messenger RNA of Gongylonema pulchrum, 249 nucleotides long. The record is from the annotation of a GenBank genome assembly. Lineage: Eukaryota; Metazoa; Nematoda; Chromadorea; Rhabditida; Gongylonematidae.